UAUACGUUUACGAAAUAAAACUUAACAGUAACAUUAAAACUCGAACUGCCACGUUGUAAAAUAAUAAAGCUUAAAAAGUUUCCAGUUUUACCACAGUUGAACUAAAGAAAACUCGUACCAUGGACGAUGACUAUGAAGAUGACAAUGAGCAAGGAUGGGAUGAAGAUAUGGGCUUGGAUCAGGAAGGAGAAGGAGAUCUUGAGUUACAUACGGCUGAAGAACAGGAAGCUGUUAAUGUACAGAUUCAACAAGAAUGUGUGGAAAAAUUUAGUAGCAAGGAUUUCAUCAUGGAACCAGGGAUUUUCCUCCAGUUGAAGAGUUUUUUUCAAUCUGGAGGAAAUCCAGAACAAGUCGUUGAUCUUCUGUCAGAAAACUACCAGGCUAUUGCACAAACGGCAAAUUUAUUAGCAGAAUGGUUGAUUAUGGCAGGAAUGAAAAUAUCUGAAGUGCAGGCCUUAGUGGAGGACCAUUUGAAACAAAUGGUCAUCAAGCAUUUUGAUCCUAAAAAAGCUGAUUCAAUUUUCACAGAUGAAGGAGAGACUCCUGCCUGGUUAACGGAAAUGAUAGAACAUCCAACUUGGAGGUCGUUAAUUUAUAAGUUAGCUGAAGACUAUCCUGAUUGUCUGAUGCUAAAUUUCACCAUUAAACUUAUUUCUGAUGCAGGAUUUCAAGCUGAGAUCACAAGUAUCUCCACAGCUUCUCAGCAGCUUGAGGUUUUCUCUCGUAUCCUAAAGACAUCCAUCUCUAACUCUCUUGAAGGUGGAGAAGAAGAAAUGGAGAAAAUCCUCCCAGAAUUUACAAAAAUGGUUUGUCAUGGAGAACACACAUACUUGUACAGCCAGGCUUUGUUACAUCAAUUAUCUCAGGAACCCAAAGGAGGCUCCAACAUUAAAAGAUUGUCACAAGAGAUUUGCAAGUAUGCACAGCAGAAUGGACAUGAUGCAACUCCAAUUACUAUGGCACUGAAUGGAGCAGCAGCCAAUCCCAGAGCUUGUCAAGCUCUUUCUGCAAUGUUGUCAAAAAAUGCUCUUAAUCCUGCUGAUAUUACUGUGCUCUACAAAAUAUAUCAAGUUGCAGAACCACCACCAGUAGAAUUGCUUCGAGUGCCUCAGUUUUUAGAUCUGUUAAUGGAUUCCCUGUUCAAGCCUGGAACUAAACUUAAUCCAGACCACAAACCUAAGUAUAUUUAUUUACUUGCUUAUGCUGCCAGUGUAUAUGAAACAUAUAAAAAGGGAACAAGGAAAACCCUCAACAAAGACGAGCUCAAAGCUACAACUCAAGCUGUUGAAAAGGUCCAUAUGAUCUGCAAUGAAAAGAAAGGAUCGUCUGAACUUAUAGCUGAACUUAACACACUAUAUCAGUGUAUCAGGUUUCCGGUGGUUGCGUUAGGUGUAGUGAGAUGGGUGGACUACACUGUGUCUGAGAAAAGCUAUUUUAAGUUGUCCACCGAGCAUACUCCACUUCACUUGCAGCUGUUGGAUGAGGUGUCCACCUGUCAUACAACUCUCCACCAGAAAGUGUUAGAUUUAUUAAUUCGUUUGUUUGAAUCUCCUCAAGAAGAACUGGAUGUGUUAGUACAGCUAGAAAUGAAAAAGAUGCUUUUAGACCGUAUGGUCCACUUACUGAGUAGAGGCUGUGUUUUCCCUGUGAUAAAUUACAUCAAGACCUGUUGGCACCGACAAGAUACUGAUGUUUCACUAAUUCGGUACUUUGUUACAGAGGUAUUAGACAUUAUUGCUGCUCCCUACACACCAGAAUUUAUACAACUGUUUCUUCCCCUGGUGGAAAAUGAAGAAAUUACAGGUGGAAUGCGCAAUGAAGGAGAAAAUGACCCAAUUACUGAGUUUGUUUUACACUGCAAGACCAUUAUGGUUAUCUGAUGAUACAAGCUUUUUCAUCUUGUCAUACUGAACUCAUUUUGUGGUAACUAAGCUUAAACUAAACUAUUUUACAAGCAUGUCAUAGUAACAAACAAGACCAUAUAAAUGUGUACAGACUUUGCAGUAAGAUCAUUUUGUAAGAUUGUAACAAAAUACCAAUGUUAUUAUUUAGAGUUGGUUAUAAAACCUUGUUAACAAAGUUACAUCAUAUUGCUAAAACCUGCUGUUUUAAAGAAAAGAUUGUUCUAACUUAAAAAUAGCGAUUGUUUUAUUAUAUUCUUCCUAGAUAGUGGUGUGAGAAGUACAUAUAAUCACUACAAUCUUAAUGUCAUGAAAGGUUAAGUUCUUGUAGAGUGGUGUGAGAAGUACAUAUAAUCACUACAAUCUUAAUGUGAUGAAAGGUUAAGUUCUUGUAGGGUGGUGUGAGAAGUACAUAUAAUCACUACAAUCUUAAUGUAAUGAAAGGUUAAAUUCUUGUAGAGUGGUGUGAGAAGUACAUAUAAUCACUGCAGUCUUAAUGUGAUGAAAGGUUAAGUUCUUGUAGAGUGGUGUGAGAAAUACAUAUAAUCACUACAAUCUUAAUGUAAUGAAUGGUUAAGUUCUUGUAGAGUGGUGUGAGAAGUACAUAUAAUCACCACAAUCUGAAUGUGUUGAAAGGUUAAGUUCUUGUAGAGUGGUGUGAGAAGUACAUAUAAUCACCACAAUCUGAAUGUGUUGAAAGGUUAAGUUCUUGUAGAGUGGUGUGAGAAGUACAUAUAAUCAUUACAAUCUUAAUGUGAUGAAAGGUUAAGUUCUUGUAGAGUGGUGUGAGAAGUACAUAUAAUUACUACAAUCUUAAUGUGAUGAAAGGUUAAGUUCUUGUAGAGUGGUGUGAGAAGUACAUAUAAUAAAUACAGUACUGAUAAUCAAUACAAGUAGCUAAACAAAUGUUAUUUGUUUGUUUACUGUGUAAGAUCAUAAGGAUUAAAACUGAUGCUAAGCUGUAGAGUAAUAAACGAAACCUGAGAUCAGGAUUUGAAUUUAUUGUAGCAUAGAAGAAACAAAUACUGAUAACUAUCUACUUCAUUAUGUAGUUUCACUUUAAGAUAAAGGAAAAAAAUGCAUAUUUCCACUACUAUUUAAUUUGCAGUUUUAAAACGAGAACCUAAAGAUACUGAAAUAGUACUUCAAGAAGCAUCAAAUGUUAAAGGACAUAUACAUGUUGUUUUGUUAAAACAAAAGGUACUCAUGUGUUUUUUAAACACUUUCUUGUAACAUGAUCUCUCUGAGAACCUAAAGAUACUGAAAUAGUACUUCAAGAAGCAUCAAAUGUUAAAGGACAUAUACAUGUUGUUUUGUUAAAACAAAAGGUACUCAUGUGUUUUUUAAACACUUUCUUGUAACAUGAUCUCUCUGCAAAUUGAUAUUAGACAUGUCAUGAAAAAAAUUUAGAAAAUAAAACAGAUGUACAUACAUUAUCUUAUUA
Molecule: messenger RNA, 3345 nt
Organism: Limulus polyphemus (Atlantic horseshoe crab)
Lineage: Eukaryota; Metazoa; Arthropoda; Merostomata; Xiphosura; Limulidae
Gene: TH1
Product: negative elongation factor C/D-like
Biological process (GO): negative regulation of transcription elongation by RNA polymerase II
Cellular component (GO): NELF complex; nucleus
Molecular function (GO): RNA binding
Source: RefSeq, a predicted model, not a curated record